This is a messenger RNA of Poecile atricapillus (Black-capped chickadee), 6756 nucleotides long. It is a transcript of the gene TBC1D16, whose product is annotated as TBC1 domain family member 16. The transcript has 12 exons. NCBI's taxonomy places the organism in Eukaryota, Metazoa, Chordata, Aves, Passeriformes, Paridae. The record is from RefSeq and is a predicted model, not a curated record. Gene Ontology annotation, cellular component: early endosome. Gene Ontology annotation, biological process: activation of GTPase activity. The coding region runs from base 1930 to 4230 and encodes 766 amino acids. Gene Ontology annotation, molecular function: GTPase activator activity.
CAUCCGCUGAUUUUUGGGGUUCUGAGGAGGUCGCUGGCAUGGAUGAAGGUCUGUGCUGCAGUAGCCAGAGCUGUGCUGACAGGUGGCCCUGCCCAGGUGUGCUGGAGGCCCAGGUCUCCAUCACUGUCCCUGACUCCCCUGGCCCUGUUUGGAAACUGUGUGUUGUAACUCAGGGUGGGGAAGGAGAAGUUGCACCACAAUUUACUGUCUGUUCUUGCAGGGUGCAAUGAGAGGAAAGGUGAUUUGCUCCUUAAAUGUGAUUGAGGCAAAUGACUUUCUGCCAGGUGUAACCCAGAGCCUGGAACUGUGGAUUUUGGCAAUGUGGACAAGAGUGAGCUUAGGGCUGGACAGGUGUUUGGUUUGGGGGCUGAGACAUGGGGAGACACGUGUCUGGUGCUAGGAGGAGACAGGAGUGUGCAGGACUUGCAAAGUGAUUCUCUUAUCCCAAACACUUGCUGGUACAGAGCAGGCUUGAUGUUUCUCCACCAAGUCCCAGCAAAGGCUGAAACGCAGAAACCGCCCCUGCUGUGAUUCGAGCUGACAAAUGUGGCCAUUGCCAGCUAAACCAAUAGUUUGUCCUUUAAUGAAGGCUCUGUCAACAGCUUGGCAGUCUCAUUUGCAGUCUUCUGCAUGUACCAAUCUGUCAGAGGCAGGACAGCUCUUUUCCUUCCCUGCAGCCCUCACUCUGCCCUUUGGGAAAUGCCCCUUUGCCAUUUCUGCCUUCUGCCCUCCUGGGCUGGCUGCAUUUGCCAUCAAAACCAGAUUAAGAAAAUCAGAGCUGUCCAACAUCAGACAGUGCUUGUUUAAGCCCUUAAGUAUUUCCUCAGAAGAUGCCCCAGGCCUGGGCCUGUCUCCUUUAUUUUCCUCUCUGGCUCUUGUGGCUGUGCCCUGCAGCCCAGCGUGGGACUGGUCCCCAGGAAUGCCCCAGGCCUGGGAGCCUGGCUGUGUGUGGGGUGUGCUGGGUCACACUGGCCUGUUCACAGCAGGCUGGGCCAUGUAAACACAAAAGAACAAAAGUAGGAGCUCCCUCUCCUCCUGUGGUUUUGGCAGAACAGAAACUGCCGUGGUUCUGGCGCUUCCCAGCUGGGGAUGGCUGCAGGGAGCCUGCUCUGCACUGGGCUGGCUUUGUGUGAGACCCUCCUGCUCUUCCAACACGUCCUGGUCCAUCUGCUGAAUGCUUUAUAGCUUGGGUGACCCUUCUGGGUCCACUGCAGAGCUCCUCAUCAUCAGCCCCAGCAAGCAGCACGUCUCAUUUGAGCACAGAGCUGGGGACUGUGCUCCACAGAAACUCUGGAUGGGUGAGAUGUUUGUCUUGGGUUGGUGUGCCACGCUCUGUGUCUGGGCUCUGCCCUCCCUGGUGAACAUGGGGCUUUCAAACCUUAUCUCUGGCAAGGCUCUAUUUAACCAUCACUGCUCAGAAGAACCCAAACCAAACCCAAAACCAGCCUCUCAAAAAAAAUCCCAACCCCCAAAACCUCAAACACACAGAAAUGGCAAGCACAAGAUGAAGUGGGUUUGAUUGAUGUUGUUUUUGGAGAUGCUGUGGCUGGAGCAGCAGCCCCAUGUUCAGUGCUGUGGUCUCAGCCGUUUCUGUGCUGAAGGAAGCUCUGGGAUCAGCUGUGGCUCUGUGACAUCCCCGUGUCAGUGACACAUCAGGCAGGUCCACACUCCGAGCUCUUCCCUCUGUGGGGGAUUGCAGUGUCCAGCAUUGCUGUUCUGCCUCCUCUCCACAGCAAUUGUUAACAUGUGGGGUUUUGCUGCCUUCGUGUUUCUUCAUUGCAGAGAAAAUGUCCUGGGAUUCUGUGCUUGAGCACCUUGGAAGCAUGAAGGUGAUGUUAGAGACCCACAGGAUUUGUGGGCUCCUGCUUGAGAUCUUCUGAGUUUGGCUCCUGACGAGAGCUGACAGAUGAUGGAAACAUUUCCCUGGCGAUGUCUCUGGGGCGACUCCUCCGUCGAGCCUCUUCGAAAGCGUCCGACCUCCUGACCCUGACUCCCGGCGGCGGCUCCUCCUCCGUGCUCGAUGGGGAGAUCAUCUACUCCAAGAACAAUGUCUGUGUCCACCCCCCUGAGCUGCUGCAGGGCAUCGGGGAGCACCAUCCAGGCUAUUUGUGCUUGUACAUGGAGAAGGACGAGCUCCUGGGGACCACUCUGAUCCUGGCCUGGGUGCCCAACUCGCGCAUCCAGCGGCAGGAUGAGGAAGCCCUGCGCUACAUCACCCCCGAGAGCUCCCCCGUGCGCAAAGCGCCCCGAAAGCGCGGCCGCCACGCCCAGGGCUUCGGCAUCGGCCGGCCCGCGUCCCCCCCGGAGCAGAGAGCGGCGCUGAGCCUCCGGGGGGACGAGAUCCUGACGGUGGCACAGCUGGUGAGGGAUGCAGCCCCCUCCUCGGAAGGGGAGAGGCCGAGCAGCCGCCGGUCCCCGCAGCCCCCCCGCAGCGACUCGGGGACCCUCUCCACCGUCAGCUCCCAGGAGGAGCAGAACAGGUCGGAGGGCACGGAGGAGGGCCUGGACUGCAGGGAGGACGAGGGCUCCUUGGAGCUGUCUGCUGACGAUGUGAGCAGGGACAGCACCUUUGACUCUGAUUCUGAUGCCUUCUCUUCCCCCUUCUGCCUCUCUCCCAUCAGCGAAGCCCUGGGGAAAAGCAGCAGUUCUGUGUUCCUGGACAGUGAAAGCAGGGACACAUGUGACAAUCGCAUGACCUGCUCCACCAGCUCUGCCUCCAGCCUGGACACCAGUGCCCAGUUCCAGGAGAACAAUGGGCAAACGCAGAGCACCAGAUGGGAUGAACAGCAGAAGGUAUUUGCCCUCGAGCAGGUGUGUGGUGUCUUCAGAGUAGACUUGGGACAAAUGAGAUCCCUUCGCCUUUUCUUCAGUGAUGAGGCGUGUACCUGUGGGCAGCUGGUGGUGGCCAGCAGGGAGAGCCAGUACAAGAUCUUCCAUUUCCACCACGGUGGGCUGGAUAAACUGUCCGAGGUGUUUCAGCAAUGGAAGUACUGCACAGAGACCCACCUCAAGGACCAGCAGCUUGCAGAUGAGAAAACCUGCAUGCAGUUCUCCAUCCGCCGCCCCAAGCUGCCCUCCUCGGAAACCCACCCCGAGGAGAACUCGUACCGGCGCCUGGACGUGUCCACCUGGCUGCACCACCUCAACGAGGCCGGCCAGGUGGAGGAGGAGUACAAGCUGAGGAAGGCCAUUUUCUUUGGUGGGAUUGAUAUUUCCAUCCGUGGGGAGGUGUGGCCCUUUCUGCUGCACUACUACAGCUACGAGUCCACCUCUGAAGAGAGGGAGGCACUGAGGCUGCAGAAGAGGAAAGAGUACUUUGAGAUCCAGGAGAAAAGGCUGUCCAUGGCCCCAGAUGAGCAGAAGGAUUUCUGGCGCCAGGUGCAGUUCACGGUGGACAAGGAUGUCGUGAGGACCGACCGCAGCAACCAGUUCUUCCGAGGGGAGGACAACCCAAAUGUGGAGACCAUGAGGAGAAUCUUGCUGAACUAUGCAGUAUUUAACCCAACCAUUGGAUACUCCCAGGGCAUGUCCGACCUGGUUGCCCCACUCCUGGCAGAGGUCCUGGAUGAGUCGGAUACUUUCUGGUGCUUUGUUGGAUUGAUGCAGAACACGAUCUUCAUCAGCUCCCCCCGGGAUGAGGACAUGGAGAAGCAGCUGCUGUACCUGCGCGAGCUGCUGCGGCUGAUGCACCCCCGCUUCCACCAGCACCUGAGUGCCCUGGGAGAGGAUGGGCUGCAGAUGCUCUUCUGCCACCGCUGGAUCCUGCUGUGCUUCAAGAGGGAGUUCCCGGAGGCCGAGGCGCUGCGCAUGUGGGAGGCGUGCUGGGCUCACUACCAGACAGACUAUUUCCACCUCUUCAUCUGCGUGGCCAUCGUGGUGAUUUAUGGGGACGACGUCAUCGAGCAGCAGCUGGCCACUGACCAGAUGCUGCUGCAUUUCGGCAACCUGGCCAUGCACAUGAACGGGGAGCUCGUACUCAGGAAGGCCAGGAGUCUGCUCUAUCAGUUCCACCUGCUGCCCCGCAUCCCCUGCAGCCUGCACGACCUCUGCAAGCUGUGUGGGACAGGCAUGUGGGACAGUGGCUUCAUCCCCGCCGUGGAGUGCUCUGGCCACCACCUGGAGUCCGAGAGCUGCCCGUACGGGGGGCUGGUGGAAGUGUCUUCUCCUAAACCAGGAAGUGAAGGCAAGAAAGGCCUGAAAACACGGGAUGUCUUUGCCUUCCGAAAAUAGCUGAGAGGAACAGGGUGCGACGGCGGAAGGGAAGGGCAGGAAGGAUGUGCAUAGGAAAAACUGCUGAAGAAAAGAAUGGAGGAAUAGCUUGUCAGGACUCCUGAGAAGACUGAAAGGUGUGGAAUGGAAGAGGAGUUAAAUUGCUCUGUAGGGGAAGGUCCAUUGCAUGGGUGAUGGAACCUGAGAGAAAGGCAUCGACCCAGGAACUGUGUUUGGAUUUGAUUUUGUUAGAAACAAGCUUUUCUAGGUUUUAACAAGGACUUUUUAUUCUGCCUCUGGGACUGGACUGGUUAGCAAGCAGAACUUUGUUACUUGCUGGUGAGAAACGAGAGCCCUCGGGGGAGCCAAGGCCACCCCGAGGUGUUGGUGGCAGGUGGCAGCAGCAGAGCCAAGGCCACCGUCCCCUCACCCAGAGCACACCACACGCUCUCUGCUUCAACCAAAACGUGCAGCUUCGUGGCUCCUUUUCAAAGCCAUAAAAGCCAUUUUAAUUAUAAUCUGCCAAAAAUAAAACUGCAGACCGUUGGGAUUGCAGGGAAGGUGUCUGCUUUGUCAGCAAGGAAGGACUGGUGACCUCGAAGUCUCUGGCCUUUUCUGGUUUUAUAGGAUACACUGGCUGGCAUGAUUUUUUCCCAUUUUUACAGAAAAUUGACUGCCCCAGGUCUCAGAGCACUGCUGCUCUGAGUCAGGGUAUUUCACAGACACUGCCUAAAGUUUCCUUCUUCAUGAGAUAUUGGGAAGGAAUUCUUCCCUGGGAGGGUCUGGCACAGGGUGGCCAGAGAAGCUGUGGCUGCCCCUGGAUCUCUGGAAGUGUCCAAGGGUAAGUUGGAUGGGGCUUUGAGCAGCCUGGGACAGGGGAAGGUGUCCCUGCCAUGGCAGGGGGUGGAAUGGGAUGAGCUUUAAGGUCCCUUUCAACCCAAACCAUUCUGUGAUUUUCUGACAUUACAGCAAAGCUGUUUCUUUAUGCUGACAACUGCAGACUUGAAUACUUUAGUCUGUUGUUUCCAGUAUGUUUCCCAUUGUGUUUCCUUUGGCUCUCCUCAGUUACUGAAUAUUUACUGUCCCUGCCUGUCAGUGCCGCAGCCUGUGGCACAUACACUCCGUGUGGGUUUCAGGCUCCUCAGUGCCAGAGGUGCUCCCUGUUCACAUCCCAAAGUAAAAAUGAAACUUGCCUUGUUGCAGCCGUUUUUGCUGAGCUCUGCCUGAUAAAGGUUUCCCUCAGGGUGUUUUUGAAAGGACAGUGUUUCUCCCCAUGUCUGCUACAAAUUCUGCCAGCCACAAGUGGAGCUGAGGCCUUGAGCUCUGUUGCCAAAGGUUCUUACCAAAUUCCGUGGCCUCCAAAGGCGUGUCCUGAGCCAGCGUUUGUGCCAGGCACAGCCAGGGGAGCAGUUCCCUUGUGGGGCUGGAAAAGGAGCCAAGGUGGCAGCGGGCUGUGCCUCCCUGCAUCCCUGUGCAGCCUUCCCUGGCUUUCCUGCUCCCUCUCACUCCCUCCUGCCUGCUUCCCACACCGCUGUCCUGGGCAGGCUCCCUUCCCAGCCAGGAAUGUUCGUGCCCUCAGCAGCACAUGUGGAACCACCGUGCCCUCGGGCAGAGCUGGGUGGCUUCCUGCACCUGACAAACACAUUUCUCUCAAGAUCCUUCUGCAAAGCCUUACCCACAGCCCGUCCUGGAGCCCCGUUCCUGCUGGGAAGCGAGGCUGGAGCUCGGAUGCUCCGUGUGAACCGGCACCAGCCACGAGCACGCGGCGUUCCUGAAUGGAAGAAGCCUUGACCCAGGGAAGGCAACACGCCAAGGGCUGGCUGUUGAGUGGCAGAAGGACAGUUCAGCUCCCCAUUUGUGUGCCUUUAGUCCAGAGGAUGAGAACUUCCCUGGAUGAGAGCAGUGGGGAAAGGGCUCAGAACGGCGCAGCUCCGGAAGGGCCCGAGGCUGCAGGUGUGAGCUGGGUUUUGGCAGGGGACACCUCGGGUAAGGGCUGGGGCUGCUUUGCUCUGGGGCAGGGACUUACUGGAGAUCUAUGACGUUUCAGUGAUAAUAAAAGUUUGUGUGAGGCUUUUGUGUGUCCAUUGCUGUGCAGGCUGGGGACAGCAGACACUGUCCUCCAGCUUGAGCCACCCCUUUUGCAGGCACUCAGAGACGUGCUGGGUGCUGGGGCUGCAUGGCUGUCCCCAGGCUCUGCUCCUGGGGACCUGUGGCAGCCCUCAGUGGCUCCAUCAGUGGUUGAAUUCAGGCCAGAAAAAGCACACAGCAGAGAAUUCCAGAAGCAUCUUCCUGCAGAGCGACUUGGUGGCACGGGGACAGGUGCCAGCUCCCCAGGGGGACAGCAGGACACUGCCUUCUGCCACCUGCCAGCCCCGUGUGGGACGGGCAUGGCCGGGAGUGCUGCGAGGUGUGGGCAGCCCCUGCUGGGCUCCCGGGGUGCUGGGCACAGGGGAACAGCCCCUCCUCACCUCCCCACUGCCUGCCCUGGCCUGGGAGGCACCAGAAAACCCCUCCCAGAAGAGCCAGAGCUGGUUCUGCUGCAGCACU